Panicum virgatum (switchgrass) is the source of this 2424-nucleotide messenger RNA. RefSeq names its product scarecrow-like protein 34. The transcript has a single exon. Gene Ontology annotation, cellular component: nucleus. Gene Ontology annotation, molecular function: sequence-specific DNA binding; DNA-binding transcription factor activity. The record is from RefSeq and is a predicted model, not a curated record. Bases 328 to 2349 code for a protein of 673 amino acids. Gene Ontology annotation, biological process: regulation of DNA-templated transcription. Lineage: Eukaryota; Viridiplantae; Streptophyta; Magnoliopsida; Poales; Poaceae.
CGCAUGCAUCUAGAGCAAAACCCCGUGUAGGAGAAUACACAAAGACUAUCCUGUGACUUCACCACCAUAACAUAAGCCGCCUAGAAUGCCCUUCCCCUGUUUUUUCGCUCGCAUUGAUAUUGACUGCAGCUUUGAAUAAAAGGUCCAUCUGAUCGAAGCUCUGAUAUUUAUGCAUGCAUCCAGGCGGGCUGCCAUGGCAUCUGCUCUCUUUGAUCCCUUCCAUCCAUGUUUCCUCCAAAGAACAUCGUCACCAGUGACUGAAUUGCCGUGCGCAAUCGCCGGCGGCCAGCCCAAAGAUUUCAUUUUUAUUGCCCGCCGCCGCCGGCCAUGGCCGCGGCGUCGGAGGACCUCACCGACCCUGAGCCGUUCUCCCCAUCCGUGUUUCUCAACCUGUCCCCGACGACACCCCCGCCUGCUCCGAGCCCCAAGAACGAUGAUCUCGUGCUCCCCUUGAUCUCACGAAUGCUCAUGGCGGAGGACACCGACGACAACUUCUUGUACCAGCGGCAGCACCCCGACGACACCGCGCUACUCCAAGCCCAGCAGACCUUUGCCGAUAUUCUCUCCGACGCCUCCAGCAGUGCAUCCACAAAAUCCUCCGGUUCUGCUUCCGCUGUCCCAUUUACCUUCGCCAUAUCGCCGCCCUCCUCUGACGCCCCCGCCGCGUUCGCCAGCACCACCUGCUGCUGGCCCUACGAUCCAGCCGAGCUUUCCCGGCUGCUUCUUUCCAGGACACACCCUAACAUGACCAUGCCGCCUCCUGCUGACGUCGACGAAGACGACGGGGAACACGACUCUAGCUGCUUCUUGAGUGAUCAGAACAGCAGGGUAAAGGUAAACAUGGAGAUGCUCAACCAGGCGUUCCUCAAGGGCAUGGAAGAGGCCAGCAAGUUCUUGCCCACCACCACCACCAACGAUAACAACCUGAUGCAAGACAGUUGCGAUGGCAGAGGCAGGGGCAGCAAGAAGAAGCGGCACAAUCGGGGGGAUCAGGAUGAUGUUGACGCCUUGGAGGCUGAGGCCGGCAGGAGAAGCAAGCUGAUGGCGCCUGAGGAAUCCGGCGAGGUUGCCGACGGCGUAUUUCUCAAAGGGUAUGAGGUGUCCCUGGAGAAAAUGCACGGCCUGAGCAUCAGCGGCAGCAGUUUGCCUGUUGCUCGUCGUGAGGAGGAGGAGAGAGCCAAGUCGCAGAGGAGCAACAGCAACGAGGCAGUGGACCUACGCACUUUGCUCACCCACUGCGCAGAGGCCGUGUCCGCAGGCAACCACCUCAGCGCGACGGCGCUGCUGCGGCAGAUAAAGCAGCGCUCGUCACCAAGCGGAGACGCCUCGCAAAGGCUGGCACACUGCUUCGCCCAGGGACUCGAGCUGCGGCUGGCUGGCAUGGGCGCGGCGGCGAAGCCAAAGCGCACCUCGGCGAUCGACCACCUCAGGGCCUACCAGCUGCACCUUCAGGUUUGCUCCUUCAGAAUGGUGGCGUUCAAGUUCUCCCACAUGGCCAUCACCAGGGCCGUCGCGGGGAGGAAGAAGGUGCACAUCGUGGACUACGGUGAGCAUCGCGGCUUCCAGUGGCCACUCUUGCUGGACGCCUUGGCUACUCGGGAGGGUGGGCCGCCGGAGGUGAGGAUCACCGGCAUCACCUUCCCCUACCCUGGGUUCCGUCCGGCUGCUCGGAUCAAGGAGACCGAGCGCCGCCUCAGUGACUUCGCCCGCCAGCGUGGCAUCCCCUUCAGGUUCCGCAGCAUCGUGUCGGCCAGGUGGGAGACCAUAUCUGCCGAGGACCUUGUCAUGGAGCCAGACGAGGUGCUCGUCGUCAAUGGUCUCUUCUAUUUCGGGAAGCUCAUGGAUGAGGGCGUCGACGACAUAGACAGCCCAAGCCCAAGGGACAUGGUCCUCGGCAACAUCAGCAAGAUGCGGCCAGACGUGUUCAUCCUCUGCGUCGAGAACAGCUCGCAAAACGCGCCCUUCUUCGUGACACGGUUCCGGGAGACUCUAUUCUACUACUCUGCAAUGUUCGACAUGAUGGAUUCAACCGCCCCGCGGGACUGCGCGGAACGCAUGCUGGUCGAGGAGAUCUUUGGACACUGGGCCAUGGACGCCAUCGCCUACGAGGGCUCCGAUAGGGUGCUGCGGCCUGAGACGUACAAACAAUGGCAGACGCGGAGCAACCGGGCGGGGCUCAGGCAGCUGCCAUUGGAUCCUGAUACGGUCAGGUAUUUGAGCAAGAGGGUCAAGGAGGGCUACCACAAUGAUUUUGUGAUUGAUGUGGAUCAACAGUGGCUGCUGCAGGGGUGGAAGGGACGCAUACUCUGUGCCAUGUCCACAUGGGUUGCAGAUGAUGAUGCUAUAUGAUCAUGAGUUUCGAUGCUUGCCCUGUAAUUUGUCGAUGGUUUCUUUUAAAACAAGUGAGGAUGCUUCGAUUGGCAA